Trichomycterus rosablanca is the source of this 5683-nucleotide messenger RNA. It is a transcript of the gene lamb1a, whose product is annotated as laminin, beta 1a. Lineage: Eukaryota; Metazoa; Chordata; Actinopteri; Siluriformes; Trichomycteridae. The transcript is spliced from 33 exons. The record is from RefSeq and is a predicted model, not a curated record. Gene Ontology annotation, biological process: animal organ morphogenesis; tissue development. Bases 52 to 5403 code for a protein of 1783 amino acids.
GAUAAAGUGUAACUCUGCAUGUAACAGCGGAUAACAAUCCUCCCAAUAAUCAUGAUAUUACAUCUCGCAGCCCUGUUCCUCCUAGGGGCCUGCGCCAUGGCAGAAUUGCCAGAGCGGGGGGAUGUGUGCACUGAGGGAAGCUGUUACCCUGCUACAGGAGAUCUGCUAAUCGGCCGAGCCCAUCAACUGACUGCCACCUCCACAUGUGGCCUAGACAAAGCUGAGCCAUUCUGCAUCGUCAGUCACUUACAGGAAGAGAAGAAGUGCUUUGCGUGUGAUUCAAGGGGGUCAUACAAUGAGACAGCACAUACAACCAGCCACAGAAUCGAAAAUGUAGUGACCACGUUUGUUAACAGACUUAAGACUUGGUGGCAGUCAGAAAAUGGGAUGGAGAAUGUGACCAUCCAGCUGAACCUAGAGGCAGAGUUCCACUUCACUCAUCUCAUCAUGACCUUUAAGACAUUCCGACCAGCUUCCAUGGUGAUAGAGCGCUCCUCAGAUUUUGGAAAGACCUGGCAAGUAUAUCGUUCCUUUGCCUAUGACUGCGAGUCUUCCUUCCCCACAGUCUCUCAGGGCCCCAUGAAAAAGGUGGAUGAUGUUAUUUGUGACUCUCGCUAUUCUGACAUUGAGCCAUCUACUGAGGGCGAGGUCAUUUUUCGAGUACUGGAUCCAGCAUUUAGGAUUGAUGAUCCUUACAGCCCUAGGAUCCAAAAUAUGCUAAAGAUCACUAACCUGCGAGUAAAAUUCACUAAGUUGCACACUCUGGGCGAUAACCUGCUGGACUCACGUAUUGAGAUAAAAGAGAAGUACUACUAUGCCAUCUAUGACAUGGUGGUGAGGGGUAACUGCUUCUGCUAUGGCCACGCGUCUGAGUGUGCACCAGUUGAUGCAGGAGGAGUGGUGGUGGAUGGAAUGGUUCAUGGCCACUGUGUGUGUAAUCACAACACCAUGGGUCUAAACUGUGAGCGCUGUCAGGAUUUCUACCAUGACCUGCCCUGGAAGCCUGCAGAGGGACGCAACACCAACGCCUGCAAAAAGUGCAACUGUAAUCAACACAGUAAUGCUUGCCACUUUGACAUGGCUGUGUACCGGGCCUCGGGCAACGUUAGUGGAGGAGUGUGUGAAGACUGCCAGCACAACACCAUGGGCCACCAAUGCGAGCAAUGCAAGCCCUUCUUCUUCCAGCAUCCUGAGAGGGAUAUUCGCGACCCUAACAUCUGCGAGUCCUGUGACUGUGAUCGUGUUGGCUCUCUAAAUGGAGGAAUCUGUGAUGCACGAACAGAUGUCUCACUUGGACUGAUCGCAGGCCAGUGUCGCUGCAAGCCCAAUGUGGAAGGUGAACGCUGUGACCAGUGUAAACAAGGCCAUUAUGGCCUCAGUGAUUACCCUCUGGGAUGUAAACCAUGCACCUGUAACUCUGUGGGUACAAUUCCUGGAGGAAGUCCUUGUGACACAGUUACAGGAAACUGCUACUGUAAACGCUUGGUCAUGGGAAGAGAUUGUGACCAGUGCUUGCCUCAGCACUGGGGGCUCAGCAAUGACAUAGACGGCUGCAGACCAUGUGACUGUGAUGCCGGAGGUGCUCUGAAUAACAACUGUAAUCCAGAAACAGGGUUCUGUCAGUGUCGGGAGCACAUGUCUGGCAGACGCUGUGAUCAGGUGGAGUCGGGUUUUUACUUUAUUGCUUUGGACCACUACGUUUAUGAGGCAGAAGAUGCUAAAUUUGGACCGGGUGUUACAGUUGUGCAGAGACCGUACCCCCAGGACCGCACCCCAACCUGGACGGGUGUUGGCUUUGUUAACGUUCCAGAAGGGGCUUAUCUAGAGUUCAGCAUUGACAAUAUUCCCUAUUCCAUGGACUAUGAUGUGCUUAUUCGCUAUGAACCCCAGCUUCCGGAGCAGUGGGAAGAGGUACUGAUGACUGUUAUUAGGCCUCGUGUCAUCACUGCUGACAGCCGCUGUGCCAACACCAUGCCAGAUGACGACAACCAAAUGGUAUCCCUGCAUCCUGGCUCUAGAUAUGUGGUGUUGCCCAGGCCAGUAUGUUUUGAGGAUGGACUGAAUUAUACUGUUCGCCUGAGUCUUCCUCGCUACUCCACCAGCAGUGACAUCCAGUCCCCAUACACUCUCAUUGACUCGCUGGUGCUGAUGCCCCACUGUAGGAAUAUGGAUAUCUUCUCUGGUUUUGGAUCAGAGGGCAGUGACCUAGUGACCAACAGUGCAUGGGACACCUUUCAGCGCUACCGCUGCUUAGAGAACAGCCAAGCUGUAGUGAAGACCCCAAUGCCUGACAUCUGCAAGAACUACAUCUUCAGUGUGUCUGCACUACUGCACCAGGGAGCUAAAGCCUGUCAGUGUGACCCUCAAGGUUCUCUCAGUACGGUGUGUGACCCGAAUGGUGGACAGUGUCAGUGUAGGCUUAAUGUGGUGGGCAGAAACUGUGAUAGGUGUGCUCCUGCUACCUUUCAGUUCGGACCUCAAGGCUGCAGACCUUGUGAGUGCAACCCUCAGGGUUCAGUACAUGCAUUCUGCUCUGAGGCUACUGGUCAGUGUGUAUGUAUUCCUGGAGCACAUGGACGUCAGUGUGAUCGCUGUCUUCCUGGACAUUGGGGAUUUCCUAACUGCCGUCCCUGUACCUGUAACGGUCAUGCAGAACAGUGUGAUCCUCAUACUGGCCAAUGCUUACACUGCAGGGAUCACACCAAUGGCCACAACUGUGAAAGGUGCUUGAAUGGUUAUUAUGGUGACCCAGUUCUGGGUUCUGGGGACCACUGCCGUCCUUGCAUGUGUCCAGAUGGUCCAAGCAGCAGCCGGCAAUUUGCUGGGAUGUGCUAUAAGAAUGAUGACUCACUGCAGGUGUUCUGUGUCUGCAAUCAGGGCUAUAAAGGUGCAAGGUGUGAUGAGUGUGCUCCAGGUUACUACGGAAAUCCUCAUGAGGCUGGUGGAGAGUGUCGUCCAUGCCAGUGCAAUAAUAACAUCAACAUGGUGGACCCAGGCUCCUGUGAUGCGCUGACUGGUGUCUGCCUUAAAUGCCUGUACCACACCAAGGGCGAGAGCUGCAGCCAUUGCAAACUUGGUUAUUACGGUGAUGCCCUCAGCCAGAACUGCAGAAGAUGUGUGUGUAACCACAUGGGCACGAUGCAAGAGACCUGUCCUUCUAUGGGUGACUGCCACUGUAACCAGAACAACGGGCAGUGCCAGUGCCUUCCUAACGUGAUAGGGCAGCACUGCGACCUGUGUGCCCCAGAUACCUGGAACAUGGCUAGCGGAAAAGGCUGUGAGGCCUGUGAUUGUGACCCCAACCAUUCUUUCAGCUCCUCCUGCAAUGAGAUAAGUGGCCAUUGUUCAUGUAAGCCUGGUUUUGGAGGGCGGACAUGCAGGGAGUGCAGAGAACUGUUUUGGGGUAACCCAGAGGUCAAAUGCCAUGCGUGUGACUGUGACCCUAGAAGAAUUGCAGAGGAGCAGUGUAACAAAGUCACAGGCCACUGUGUGUGUGUGGAGGGUGUGUCCGGCCCCCGCUGCGAUACCUGUGCUCGAGGAUAUUUCGGAGAAUUUCCCCACUGUGAGCGCUGCCACCAGUGCUUUGCUGAAUGGGAUGUGAUAAUAGGGGACCUCACCAAUCAGACCCACAGAUUGGUGCAGAAAGUCAACACUAUUAAAUCCAAUGGCAUCACAGGACCCUAUCAGAACACUAUCAACAAUGUGGAGAGGAGUGCCAACUCCAUCCGUGAACUUCUGGCACAGAACCCUGCCACUCAGCCUCUCACGGAGAUCCAAAGCCUGAUGGAGCAAGCCAUAGCUUUGAUGUCUGAAAUGAAUGACAAGUUGAACCAGACGGAUGAGCUUAUGUCUCAGAUCUCUGCUGAAAACAACAAUACUGACUCAAAGCGGGAGGUGCUUACUGAGGAGGCUCAGAAACUGCAGCGGACUGUCAAAGAGCUGCAAGACCAAGUUGAGUUUAUAAAGAACUCAGAUGUGCAAGGAGCAUCAGAGAGUGUAAACAGAUACUUGAAAAUGUCGGAAGCAGCAGAGGCUCGCGUGAAUGCCUCUGUCAGCGACCCAAACAGCCUGGUGGAGCAGUCUGCCUCACUGCGCUUGGCAACUGAGACCAUGAUGAAUGGCACUAAAGAGGAGUUUGACAGAAAGCAAAAUGAGCAUUCCGUAGCUCUGGACAAUCUGGCUGGCCAACUUGAGACCCUUGAUCUGUCUGAACUUAGCGAGCAGACCUGUGGCAGCCCUGCUGGCUCUGAAGCCUGCGCUGACUCUCCAUGUGGAGGCCUGGGCUGUUUGGAUGCUGAAGGAAACAGAAAGUGUGGAGGAGAGGGAUGUGAUGGCCUCUACACGUUGGCCAAUAAUGCUUGGCAGAAAGCCAAAGACUUUGACCAGGAUAUCACUGAUGCCAUGGAAGAAGUGGAAAAGCUUUCUAAGAUGGUUUCAGAAGCAAAGGUUAAAGCGGAUGAGGCCAAGCUGAACGCUAAAGAGGUGCUGCAGAAGGCCAACGAAACCAAGCAGCGUGUGGACAACAGCAACGAGGAGCUGCGCAUGCUCAUCAAACAGAUUCGAGACUUUCUUACUCAAGAAGGAGCAGAUCUGGAGAGCAUUGAGGCUGUAGCUAACGAGGUGCUUCAGAUGCAGAUGCCCACCACACCGGCACAACUGCAGAACCUGACAGAGGAGAUCAGAGAGCGCGUAGCUAGCCUGUCUGAUGUGGAGGACAUCCUAAACCAGAGCGCUGCCGAUAUCGAAAAAGCCGAGCACCUGCUGGAGCAGGCCCAAAGAGCCAGGAAGGAGGCAUCAGAUGUGAGGAGCACAGCAGAGAUGGUGCAGAAAGCUCUGGAUCAUGCAGAUAAGGCACAGUCUAUUGUAACUGAAGCCUUAAAGCAAGCAUCCACAGACAUCAAGGGAACCCAGAAUCUGCUCGUGUCUGUGGAGUCAGAGACGGCAGAUUCCGAGUUCAAGCUGAGCAAUGCUACCCAGAGGCUGCUGCAGCUAGAGAAGGAUGUGGCUCUGCUGAAAGAAAAAGCCAACAACAUCUCCGCUACUGCUGAAAAGACUGAGAAUAGCACGGAUAGAGUCAACGAGAUGGCAGAGCAAAUCAAAAAGGAUAUGGAUACAGAGCUGAAAGACAAGUAUGGUACUGUGGAGGAGCUGAUCACUCUUAAGGCUCAAGGUGUAGCAGAUGCCAAGAAAAGAGCUGAGAUGCUUCAACAGGAAGCAAAAGACCUCCUGCUGCAAGCUAGUGACAAACUACAACUCCUUAAAGAUCUGGAGAAAUCAUACGAUAAAAACCAGAAGACACUGGAGGACAAAGCUAACCAGCUGGUUAACCUGGAGAAAGCUGUGAAAGAGCUACUUCAAGAAAUUAGCCAGAAGGCCAGUGUAUACAGCACCUGCCUGUUUUAACAACAGAGAAACUAGGCCCCAUAUGUAUGACAAUCAUUUAGUCAAGUAUAUUCAAAAGUUUUGGUUACACAAAAUUAGAAUGUAAGUAGGAAUUUUUAAGUACCCAUAUAUGAAAAGAGAAUGAAUGUAAAGUUUGACAGAUUUGACCAAGUGACUGCAUGUCUGCCCUUUUAUUUUCUUGAUUAAUUGAUUUUUAAUUAAAAGUGUCUAUUUUUCUAGUGCACAUUUUCAUACGAAUUUGGAAUAAACAUAAACCAAAUAAAUGUUUGAUGCAAGCAAG